Molecule: messenger RNA, 2852 nt
Organism: Oryza sativa Japonica Group (Japanese rice)
Lineage: Eukaryota; Viridiplantae; Streptophyta; Magnoliopsida; Poales; Poaceae
Product: acetyl-coenzyme A synthetase, chloroplastic/glyoxysomal
Molecular function (GO): AMP binding; acetyl-CoA synthetase activity
Source: RefSeq, a predicted model, not a curated record
CGCGCGUCUCGUCUCGUCUCCCCCUCCGUUUCCGUCACCGGGCGCGCGACAGCGUCACGCCGCGAGGUCCAGCUCUAGCGGCACAGCUCGUCAGCUCCAACGUCCAGGUACGACCAGAAGAAAGAAAGACGAGGAGAAACCCAAGAGAGAUACGUAGAGUGUAGAGAGAGAGGGGGGGCCUUCGUUUCUCCGCAACCCACCACCAUCCCGCCUGAUUUGCAUCCUCCACCAGCUGAAGCCGGCAGCAAAGUCAGAAAGGUGUUUGUUGUUGUUGGAGGCUUGGAGCGCGCGCGGGCAGGGGGAGGGGGAGGUGAGCCGUGGCCGUCAUGGCCCAGCUGCAUAUAUACGCCAGCUGCGGCUGCGCACGCGCCCGCGCUGCGAUCCCGCUUCCCGCGCAGGCUCAGGCAUCCGCUGCGGCUCUACCUUGGGUGAUGUCCGUGACUUCGCCGCCGCUGCUCCGGCGAGGAGGGUGGGCGAUGGGCGCGAGCGAUCACGCCGCGGUGGCGGCGGCGGCGAGCGGUAACGGCAAGCCGCGGGCGAGGAGGCCCUCCGCCGCCGCGGCGGCCGUGCUGGGCGAGCCGGUGGCGGCGUCCGACGACCACGGCCUCGUCCACCCCAGCACGGACUUCGCCUCCCAGGCCCUCGUCUCCUCCACGCAGCAGUACCAAGAAAUGUACCGACGUUCGAUCGACGAUCCGGCCGGGUUCUGGUCGGAGAUCGCGGAGACGUUCUACUGGAAGCACAAGUGGAACCCUGACGAGGUCUGCACCGAGAAUCUGGAUGUCACCAAGGGGCCGAUCAAGAUCGAAUGGUUCAAAGGGGGCAAGACCAAUAUAUGCUACAAUGCGGUGGACCGCAACGUGGAGGCUGGCGACGGCGAGAAGAUAGCGAUGUACUGGGAAGGGAACGAGCCCGGCCAGGACGCGAAGCUCACCUACUCCGAGCUCCUGAACAAGGUUUGCCAGCUGGCAAAUUACCUGAAGAGCGUCGGCGUCGGGAAGGGUGAUGCCGUGGUGAUCUACCUGCCGAUGCUGAUGGAGCUGCCCAUUGCGAUGCUCGCGUGUGCUCGGAUUGGCGCUGUUCAUUCGGUUGUGUUUGCUGGCUUCUCUGCUGACGCACUAGCACAAAGAAUCAUUGACUGCAAGCCUAAGGUUGUGAUUACGUGCAACGCGGUGAAAAGGGGAAAGAAACUCAUAGCUCUCAAAGAUAUAGUAGAUGUGUCGCUGGCUGACAGUGCGAAGAAUGGAGUCGAUGUAGGCAUUUCUUUGACAUACGAAAAUCAGUCGGCAAUGAAGAGAGAAGACACAAAAUGGACGUCAGGCAGAGACGUUUGGUGGCAGGAUGUUGUGCCCAAUUUUCCAACAAAAUGUGAUGUGGAAUGGGUAGAUGCAGAGGAUCCAUUGUUUCUUCUAUAUACAAGUGGUAGCACAGGAAAGCCAAAGGGUGUAUUGCAUACAACGGGAGGCUAUAUGGUGUACUCUGCAACAACAUUUAAGCACGCAUUUGAUUACAAGCCAUCAGAUAUAUACUGGUGCACUGCAGACUGUGGGUGGAUUACUGGGCAUAGUUAUGUGACAUAUGGUCCUCUCCUGAAUGGAGCCACAGUUCUUGUUUACGAAGGGGCUCCAAACUAUCCUGAUCCUAGUCGUUGUUGGGACGUUGUUGACAAAUACGGGGUGACGAUAUUUUAUACUGCACCAACACUUAUUCGUGCACUCAUGCGUGAUGGUACCGAGUAUGUUACUCGGUAUUCUCGUAAAUCUCUUCGAGUUCUAGGAAGCGUAGGCGAGCCAAUCAAUCCCACUGCUUGGAGAUGGUUCUAUGAUAUUAUUGGUGAUGCAAGAUGCCCAAUAUCAGACACUUGGUGGCAGACUGAAACUGGUGGUUUUAUGAUCACUCCUUUACCUGGCGCUUGGCCUCUGAAACCCGGAUCUGCGACAUUUCCUUUCUUCGGUGUACAGCCAGUAAUAGUAGAUGAGAAAGGGAAGGAAAUGGAAGGAGAAUGCAGCGGAUACCUUUGCAUAAAGAAGUCAUGGCCUGGGGCUUUCCGGACACUUUAUGGAGACAAGGACAGAUAUGAAACCACAUACUUCAAGCCAUUUGCUGGCUAUUACUUCUCCGGUGAUGGUUGCAGCAGGGACAAAGAUGGAUACCAUUUUCUGACUGGACGGGUUGACGAUGUUAUCAAUGUCAGCGGCCACCGGAUUGGGACAGCAGAGGUUGAGUCUGCUCUGGUUUCACAUCCAAAAUGCGCCGAGGCCGCUGUUGUUGGAAUUGACCAUGAGGUUAAAGGCCAGGGAAUUUACGCUUUCGUGACAUUGGUGGACGGUGUUCCUUACAGCGAUGAGCUACGGAAAAGCCUCGUUAUGACUGUUCGCAGCCAGAUUGGGGCGUUCGCGGCGCCGGACAAGAUCCACUGGGCGCCGGGGCUCCCGAAGACGCGGAGCGGCAAGAUCAUGCGGAGGAUCCUGCGGAAGAUCGCGUCCAGGCAGCUGGACGAGCUCGGCGACACCAGCACGCUCGCCGAACCAGGCGUCGUCGACCAGCUCAUCGCGCUCGCCGAUAGCUAGCUUUAGCUAAAGCCACCGUCGUCUCGUCGCGCGCGAGGAACCUCUGCUCGGCCGAGAGUCUCAUUUUCGUUAUGAGCAAGAUUACAUUCUUAUUCCAUCAAAAAAAAUAUGAAUGAUUUUUUUAUGUGUCAGAAAAAAUGGACUUUUUUAUGUGCUGCCGCGGCUUACGAUCGGUGUAAAUGGUGUAUCACAGCACAUAUUAGAGAAGUAUACUUGUGUACAAUUGUAUGCGUUUGACAUUUUGUACAAGUCAGUAAUUCCAGGCCGUAAAGGCUACGCAUA